AUGGCGUCCUCCCUGCUUGAGGAGGAAACUCACUAUGGCUCCAGUCCCCUGGCCAUGCUGACAGCAGCGUGCAGCAAAUUUGGUGGCUCCAGUCCUCUGCGGGACUCAACAACACUGGGCAAAGGAAGCACAAAGAAGUCAUACUCUGUGGGCAGUGACCUUUCAGCCCCCAAAACCAUGGGGGAUGCCUACCCAGCCCCCUUUUCAAGCACGAAUGGGCUCCUCUCACCUGCAGGCAGUCCUCCAGCACCCACCUCGGGCUAUGCCAAUGACUACCCUUCCUUCUCCCAUUCAUUUGCUGGGCCCACAGGCAGCCAGGACCCUGGGCUACUAGUGCCCAAGGGGCACAGCUCUUCUGACUGCCUGCCUAGUGUCUACACCUCUCUGGACAUGGCACAUCCCUACGGCUCCUGGUAUAAGGCGGGCAUCCAUGCAGGCAUUUCACCAGGCCCAGGCAAUGCUCCUACUCCUUGGUGGGACAUGCACACUGGGGGCAACUGGCUGGGUGGUGGGCAGGGCCAGGGUGAUGGGCUGCAAGGGACACUGCCCACAGGCCCUGCUCAGCCUCCACUGAACCCCCAGAUGCCCACCUACCCGUCUGACUUUGCCCCCCUUAAUCCAGCCCCCUACCCAGCUCCCCACCUCCUGCAACCAAGUCCCCAGCAUGUCCUUCCCCAAGAUGUCUAUAAACCUAAGGCAGUGAGCAAUAGUGGGCAGCUGGAGGGGAGUGGUGGAGCCAAACCCCCUCGGGGCGCAGGCCCAGGGGGCAGUGGUGGAUAUGGGGGCAGUGGAGCAGGGCGUUCCUCCUGCGACUGCCCCAAUUGCCAGGAGCUAGAGCGGCUGGGUGCAGCAGCAGCCGGGCUGCGGAAGAAGCCCAUCCACAGCUGCCACAUCCCUGGUUGCGGCAAAGUGUAUGGCAAGGCCUCACACCUGAAGGCCCACUUGCGCUGGCACACAGGCGAGAGGCCCUUCGUCUGCAACUGGCUCUUCUGCGGCAAGAGGUUCACCCGUUCGGACGAGCUGGAGCGUCACGUGCGUACUCAUACUCGGGAGAAGAAGUUCACUUGCCUGCUCUGCUCCAAGCGCUUUACUCGCAGUGACCACCUGAGCAAACAUCAGCGCACCCAUGGGGAGCCCGGCCCGGGCCCCCCUCCCAGUGGCCCCAAGGAGCUGGGGGAGGGUCGCAGUGCAGGGGAAGAGGAGGCGAGUCAGACAUCCGGACCUUCUGCCUCUCCAGCUCCCCCAGAGAAAGCCCCUGGAGGCAGCCCUGAGCAGAGCAACCUGCUAGAGAUCUGA
This is a messenger RNA of Cynocephalus volans (Philippine flying lemur), 1296 nucleotides long. RefSeq names its product Sp7 transcription factor (gene SP7). Gene Ontology annotation, molecular function: DNA-binding transcription factor activity, RNA polymerase II-specific; RNA polymerase II cis-regulatory region sequence-specific DNA binding. The transcript has 2 exons. Bases 1 to 1296 code for a protein of 431 amino acids. The record is from RefSeq and is a predicted model, not a curated record. NCBI's taxonomy places the organism in Eukaryota, Metazoa, Chordata, Mammalia, Dermoptera, Cynocephalidae. Gene Ontology annotation, biological process: regulation of transcription by RNA polymerase II.